This is a messenger RNA of Notodromas monacha, 834 nucleotides long. Lineage: Eukaryota; Metazoa; Arthropoda; Ostracoda; Podocopida; Cyprididae. The record is from the annotation of a GenBank genome assembly.
AUGAAAAAGAAAGGAGGCAGAGAGAUUUUCGAGAGGGCGCCGCACAUUUUCGCCAUUGCCGACGCGGCGCACAAGUCGAUGAAGCGGCGCGGGGAAGACACUUGCAUCGUCAUCAGUGGCGAGAGUGGCGCCGGGAAAACGGAGGCGUCCAAGAUCAUCAUGCGCUACAUCGCCGCCGUCACCAACGUGUCGGGCCAGGACGAGAUCGAGAGACUCUUCACCUGGAUUGUGAAGAAGGUUAAUGAAGUGAUUGAGGUGCGAGAGGACAAGAGCACUUACAGACGUGGGGCAUCAGUCAUCGGAGUCCUGGACAUUUAUGGUUUUGAAAUAUUUGACAAGAACAGCUUCGAGCAGUUUUGCAUCAACUACUGCAACGAGAAGCUCCAACAGCUUUUCAUUGAGCUUGUCUUGAAGCAAGAGCAAGAGGAAUACAAACGUGAGGGGAUCCCUUGGACCAAGAUUGACUACUUUAAUAACCAGAUCAUCUGUGACUUGGUGGAACAAUCUCACAAGGGCAUGUUUGCCAUCAUGGAUGAAGCCUGUUUGAAUGUUGGCAAAGUUACUGAUGCUAUGCUGAUUGCUGCCAUGGAUGAUAAAUUGAAGGGACAUCAGCAUUACACCAGCAGGAGACUGACUCCCCAGGACAAGACUUUGGCUCAUGAUGAAGACUUUAAAAUAAUGCACUAUGCAGGGAAUGUGUCCUACAAGAUUGUUGGUUUCAUGGACAAGAAUAAGGAUUUGUUGUUCCAAGACUUUAAGCGGCUUUUGUACAACUCUAGUGACCACUUCUUGAGGGACAUGUGGCCAGAAGGUGCCCAGCAUAUUACUUCUGUG